This is a messenger RNA of Cydia splendana, 1230 nucleotides long. Its product is annotated as calcyphosin-like protein. The transcript has 7 exons. Bases 129 to 806 code for a protein of 225 amino acids. Gene Ontology annotation, molecular function: calcium ion binding. The record is from RefSeq and is a predicted model, not a curated record. NCBI's taxonomy places the organism in Eukaryota, Metazoa, Arthropoda, Insecta, Lepidoptera, Tortricidae.
CGUCGUCGCCUAGGCGCGUACGAGACGCACUGCCCGCCAAGUUUCAGAAGAAAAUGUUUAUGUUUUGAUUGUUUUGGCAUUAGAUACAGUUAUCUUUGUGGUAUCAUAAAAACGACUGACUGUGAAAUAUGUAUGCCGGUAAACUAAAGACGGAUUCAAACAUAGCAUGGCAUCGUCCGCAAUCGUCACCGUUCCGCGUCGAGGAGGAGUUGAUGCAGAAGAGCGCACGAGCGCUCAGCACGAUCACCGACCCUCUGGAGAGACUGCGUCUACUGUGCUUCACACGCGGCGCGUCGGGAAUUAUGGAACUGGGCAGGAUUUUCCGAAAAAUGGAUGACGACGGAAGCAAAGAACUUAACAAGGACGAGUUUUUGACGGGCAUCAAACACACUGGACUGGACAUAAGCCACGAGGAUGCAGAGAAAUUGUUCGCGCAUUUCGACCCCACCAACAGCGGUACUAUUAGUGUCGAUGAAUUCAUCAAACAAAUUCGUCCUCCGAUGUCUGAAGGCCGCCAUGCUAUAAUCGACCGGGCGUUCAGGAAGCUGGAUAAACAUGGAGCAGGGGUCAUUACCACCGAGGAUCUCCGUGGCGUUUACUCGGUCGCUUCAAACCCGAGGUACCAGAGUGGUGAAGAGAGUGAAGAACUGCUCAUUGGAAAAUUCCUAGCUAACUUUGAGAGCGAGGGCACCGAUGGUGGCAAGGUAACACUUGAGGAGUUCAUGAACUACUACAGCGGCAUCAGCGUGUCCAUCGACAACGACUGCUACUUUGAUCUCUUAAUGCGACAGGCUUACAAUCUCUAGAUAUCAGGCCAGAAGCAUGGCCCUAUAAUACCAUGGACUUUAACGUCGCCAAGACAAAACUGAUUUCAAGACACGCCGAUUUUUCUCACAUGCACACGCACACAUGUACAACUCAGGCCGAACGGUCAUUGGCUCAAUCUCAAUAAGCGGGUAUGUGUGCCUGUGAAAUCGGCAUGUCAUGAAGUCAUACUCCGUUUUAGCGACGUCGUGUUCUUGCAUUUUUCGUCCAUGGCCAAGUCUUUGUUUGCCAAAUGUUUCAUACCAUUUGGACAAAGAGGACACGCACAUACACGCUUAUUUUAAGGCUUUUGUCGAGCACUCGAUCACUAUGCUUUAUUCAUGAUAUUAUUAAUGGUAAAAAUGUGUAUUUAACAAGUUCACGAUGUUUGAAACAUGCUGUUUCCUAUUAAUUAAAUAUUUUCAA